Messenger RNA from Hirsutella rhossiliensis, 1593 nucleotides. RefSeq names its product major facilitator superfamily domain-containing protein. Gene Ontology annotation, biological process: transmembrane transport. The transcript has 3 exons. Gene Ontology annotation, molecular function: transmembrane transporter activity. Bases 1 to 1593 code for a protein of 530 amino acids. Lineage: Eukaryota; Fungi; Ascomycota; Sordariomycetes; Hypocreales; Ophiocordycipitaceae. The record is from RefSeq and is a predicted model, not a curated record.
AUGACCCUAACAAAGCAGGCCCGUCUUCGCAACCCCGACGAUUUCCCAACUCUCCAGCUCUUCUUGCUGGCCAUUGUUCGCCUUGCCGAGCCCAUUGCCCUGACCUCCAUCUUCCCCUAUGCCUGGCCUCUUGUCAAGAAGUUCAAGAUCGGCAAUGAGCAAGAUGCAUCCUUCUACGCCGGCCUCCUCAUCUCCUCCUUCUCCCUCGCAGAAGCCCUCAUGGGCAUGUACUGGGGCGGCCUCUCGGAUCGAAUCGGCCGCAAGCCCGUCUUGAUGCUGGGAUGCGUCGGAACCAUGUUGAGUAUGAUCAUGGUAGGCUUCGCCUCCAACAUCUGGGUCGCCUUACUCGGAAGAGCCAUAGGUGGUCUUCUCAACGGCAACAUCGGAGUCAUCCAGACAAUGGUCGGCGAACUCGUUACCAAACCUGAACAUGAACCUCGCGCCUUUGCCGUCAUGCCUUUUGUCUGGAGUAUCGGGACCAUCAUCGGGCCGUGCAUCGGCGGCACCUUUGCCGAUCCUCACUCGUCGUGGCCCAAAGCUUUCCCGGCAGGUGGCCUCUUUGAGCGCUUCCCCUACCUUCUUCCCAACCUCCUCUGCGCCGCUCUCCUCCUCAUCAGCAUCGUCCUGGGCUUCGUUCUUCUCGAUGAGACACACCCUGACAUGCAACCCCGAGUGCUGCUGCCGGCAGACACCUACGUCUCGGAGGAGACUCCGCUGAUCGAGACUUCAGAUGCCAUGAAGCGCCCGGCGGUCGACUUGCGAGCGGAGACGUAUGGCACUAUGCGGAGCUUCAAUGGCGAGCCUUGCGAGGACGAGCGGCCCGAGAUGUCACUGGAGAAGGCUGGAAUCGUCAAGACUGUCUGGAACAAGCGCGUCGUCGGCUUCAUUGUCGCCUUGUCCAUCUUCACCUAUCACUCCAUGACUUACGACCACCUCAUGCCAAUCUUCUUCGAGGACGAGCGUCUGUCCCCGGCGACUCUCGCCCGCAUCGGCCUGGCGUCGCCCAAGCUCUCUGGCGGUCUGGGACUCUCGCUCCGCGACGUGGGCAUGGUCAUGGCUGUCAACGGUGUCAUCGCCCUGUUCGUCCAAGCCGUCAUCUUCCCCUUGGCGGCAGAGAGGGUCGGUGUGUACAGACUCUUUCUCAUUGUCACAGUGUUGCACCCCAUUGUCUACGCAAUCGUCCCCCUGCUCCUCCUUGUACCCCAAUCAUACAUCUUCCCCGCCAUCUAUGCCUGCCUCGCCAUCCGCAACAUACUCUCCAUCACGCUCUACCCUCUCCUCCUCAUCCUCAUCAAGGAGGCUACGCCUUCCUCGAGCGCACUGGGCAAAGUCAACGGGUUGGCUGCCAGUGCCGGCGCCGCAUGCCGCAUGGCGGCCCCGCCCAUUGCAGGCUUUCUCUACACCUUUGGCAGCAAGAUCAACUUUACUGCCUUGGCCUGGUACGGCAGCGCUGUUGUCGCGGUGAUUGGAGCCGUGCAAUGCUUUUCGGUGCCACGCGAACAAAGCUCCGACAUGUCCGAGGAGGGUGCAGUUGCACAGCACACGCAAGAAUCAAUGCCCAUCAUCACUGAAGUAUCAGACGAUGAGGAAUAA